CAGAUUUUUGUAACGGACGGCGGUCAUCCAUCCGUAACCAACCCUUCUUUGUUAUACGACGAGGAAACCGUACCAGUGGCAACGAACUUUCAAUACACGCAGCAUAUCGCGGACGAGCAAGGAGGACUCCACCAGGAAGCUCUCACCCCGCCUGUAAUGUUUCCAGACCCUUUCACUCUUCCAUUUCCGACGGCAAAAAUGAACGACCGAACGCCUCUCUUACGCCCAGCGGUAUUUUCGCCUGACGUCGACCGCCAAGUUCCGCUUCCGAGAUACUUUCUGUGUAGAUCUUAUGACACACCUUCCGUGUCGUCUGAUAUCCCGCCUGCAUCUUUCAAUACAGUAGGGAAAAGUACUUUUGGGCAAACCGUAAAGUGCUAUGGUGCCUCAUCUAUUUUGCGAGCUUAUGCUUUUCUUCUCAGCUUUUCAAUUCCAUCGCAGUCUUGCUGGGAGUAGGGAUGCUGGCCCAACCUCUGGCGUUCGCCUACGCCGGAUGGGUGGCGGGUACGUUUCUCCUUGUUUCAUUCGGCUUCAUCAGCUGCUACACUGCCAAAAUCCUCGCCCGCAUCAUUCAUUCUGAGCCCCAUUUGAAGCUCUACACGGACAUCGGGCGAAGAGCGUUUGGUGCACGUUCGACACUGGUCAUUAGUAUCGCGUUCUUCCUUGAGCUGUUUUUGCUAAGUGUGUUGUUGGUUACGCUUUACGCGGAUUCCUUGGAGUCAUUGGUGCCGGCUCAUUCUCCUGUUACAUAUAAGCUCUUGGCUCUAGUGAUACUGAUACCUACCUUGUUCUUCCCUCUCUCGGCCCUUUCGUAUACGUCAAUACUGGGCAUCGCUUCGUUACUUUUGAUUUUGGUGGUCGUAUUUAUCGACGGAACUUCGAAGCUUGAUGCACCUGGAAGCCUGUGGUCCCCAGCCGAGACUUAUCCAGGCAUCCGUAGCUGGAAUCAUCUCGGAAAGGCGUUUGGCUUAUUCAUGGCAGGGUUUGCGGGACAUGGAGUACUGCCUUCGUUGGUACACGAUAUGGAGGAUCCUUGUCAGUUUGAUACCAUGGCCAACUGGGCAUUCUUCUUCUCAACCGUCAUUUACUUGUUAAUCGGCGGCGCCGGAUAUCUCAUGUUCGGAACACCGGUUAGUGAAGAGAUCAGCAGAGACCUAUUGCGAACGCCCGGCUAUAACGCUGUACUGAACAAGAUAUGCCUGUGGAUGCUCGUGGUCAGUCCACUAUCUAAAUUCGCCUUGGUCGUACAGCCCCUCAAUGCGACAGUCGAAAAGUUGUUCAAAUCUCAAAAUAAGCCAGCGCAUCAAAACCCACGACAGCGACUCUUGGGAAUCGCCCAGCGGCUGUCGAUCACCCUUCUCACAGUCGGCGUUUCUAUCAUAGUGCCUGACUUUGGACAAGUCACUGAAUUGAUGGGAUCCUUCUCUGCGUUCUUGAUUGUUGUUAUAUGUCCCAUUGGCGCCAAACUGACUAUUACGCGCACAUGUGGCUUCUUUGAUGUGCUGGUGCUAGGUAUAUCCGUUCUGAUGGGGACAUGGGGAACGAUAACUGCGUUUCUGUAACCUGUACUUCCUCAUUGCGUUGGAAUUUCCCCUGCGUUUUACUGCCUUGCGUUAAAAAGUCUCUUUCAUUGAUUA
Molecule: messenger RNA, 1637 nt
Organism: Guyanagaster necrorhizus
Lineage: Eukaryota; Fungi; Basidiomycota; Agaricomycetes; Agaricales; Physalacriaceae
Exons: 9
Coding region: 459-1562 (367 amino acids)
Biological process (GO): amino acid transmembrane transport
Cellular component (GO): vacuolar membrane
Molecular function (GO): L-amino acid transmembrane transporter activity
Source: RefSeq, a predicted model, not a curated record